CACGAGCAGCUCAAGCUGAGGCGGCUCCCAAAGACACGAGCUCAUCAGACUGUUUCUGACCAGGACUGCCAUGUUGCGCGUCACCCCUCAUAACUGAUGCUCUGCCCUACUCCCGUAUAGAGCUCAGCCGCAGAAGAAUCUUCGAGAUCAUGCUCGGACGCGGAAGCAGGCAGACAGCUCACUGGCUGAAUCUAGGACUUACACAUUCAGGUCACUAUGCGACCGCAAAGGGAGCACACAAGCUUGAUUGGGCGUCAACCUAUCCACGCUAAGCGUCCAGACGCGCAUGCAAAUACUCCGCGCGUCUGCCCUAAACGGUCAGGAACCGUUAGAAGCACGUCAAACAUUCGAAACUUCACUCGCGCUUGCACGCAUCCGCGCAGAGAAGCACAGACGCGAUCUGAUCAGCAGCUUUGCUUGGGCCAUCUACUCGUCUUGGGACUGGAGAGUCAUCUCGCAGUCACAUUAUGGAGUGAUCUGGGCGCUUGCCGAAGAGAGGAGGGUUCCAAGAGGGAGGACUGCCCUGUCAAAUCGCGAUGGAAACCCGCUCAAGACGGCCUGAUGGGAAAGUGCUCGUCUGACCUGCACCUGCACAUCAAACGACACAUGCGGUGCCGCUUAAGUCCGCGACGAUGCGACCCGAUCGCGGUCGCCUGCUACUUCCACGCUUGACAUUGGCCCCGUGCAUCGACCUCAGCUGCUUGCGCAUCGAAUGUGCUCUGAUCUUGCCGCGCAUGCCAUUCCUUGGCUGCUCGGAUCUGCGCAGGGCCGGUCUCGCCGCCAUGCGAGAGAGUAGG
Messenger RNA from Ceraceosorus guamensis, 797 nucleotides. RefSeq lists its product as hypothetical. The record is from RefSeq and is a predicted model, not a curated record. Bases 217 to 672 code for a protein of 151 amino acids. Lineage: Eukaryota; Fungi; Basidiomycota; Exobasidiomycetes; Ceraceosorales; Ceraceosoraceae. The transcript has a single exon.